UAAUAGUCUGUGUGACAUUAUUUCAGUAUCACUCACAUACUUUGCAGUCCAUUGAGUAACACAUAACAAAAGGAGUUUUUGAAAAAGGAUAUCUCUCUCAUUUUUAGGAUCAGUUUUAUAUCUCCUUGUGUAUGUGAGACAUCAUCUUCUAGGAUAUCAGGUCAUAAAAAUGGCAGCAAGACAGUUGUAUAAACAGAUUAUCUCCCACUUCCCAGAGCAGAACAUGGCAUUUGCAUAUGGCUCAGGGGUCUUCAAACAACUGGGGCAUACAGACCCAACCAAAAACAUGCUAGAUUUCUUCUUUGUAGUGGAUGACCCAGUGGAGUGGCACCGUGCUAACAUUGCUAAAAAUCGCUCUCAUUAUUCCUUCCUGAAAUAUCUCGGCAGCCGAAGAGUUGCCAACAUACAAGAAAAACAUGGUGCUGGUGUUUAUUUUAAUUCACGUGUCAUGUGUGAGGAGAGGCUGAUUAAGUAUGGUGUAAUCAGCACAAGACGGCUGACUGCAGACCUGUUAGACUGGGACACCCUGUAUGUAGGCGGCAGGCUCCACAAACCUGUGAUGAUCCUUAAGGAGCCGAGUGGAGAGAACCUGAAGGCAGCUCUUCAUACUAACCUGGCCAGCGCAGUGCAUACGGCAUUAAUUAUCCUCCCAGAACACUUCACUGAGGAGGAGCUUUACUGCACCAUCUGUAACCUCUCCUAUUCUGGGGAUUUUCGUAUGGUCAUUGGUGAGGACAAGAACAAGGUGAGAAAUAUUGUCAAACCAAAUAUGGAAAAGUUCCGGGAGCUGUAUGAAGGAAUCCUCGACCAUGAGGAUAAUGUGAAUUGGUGUAAGUCACAAGGAAGACUGGAGCAGCUGAAAGAUCCAGCAGCAAUUUUCCAUCAUUUAAGUCUGCUGCCAAAGACACUUGAAGAGAGAUUAGUUGAUUUUUACAACAGGGAUAAGCGGACAAGAGAUGCGGAGGAAGUUUUAAGAAUAUGUGCCAAGGAUUACGAGUGUGGAGAGGUGGUGGGAAAUUGUGUGUCUAAAAUUGUGAGCUAUUCUAGUUGGAGUCAGAGUGCAAAAAGUAUAUGGACAGCUGGGAUCAUGAAAAGCUUCUGGUACAGCUUAGAAAAGUUGAAGAAAAUGAACAAAGGCAGUAAAAAAGAGAUGUAAUAAUUCUUUUCUUGGUCUUUUUUGCAUCUUGUGUAAACUGUAGCAGCUGUUUGAGUAAUGUAGAUCUACAGCACAAAAGGUCUGUUUGCUCUUAAAUUACAGGAAUAUUGGUGUAUGAUAUUAGGCAGAGUAGAAGCAAAAAAAAAUUCAAGUUACAAUUUACAUUGUCAGUUUUGUGGCCAUGAAAAGAGUGCACCCAUAGUUUUUAUGAAUUGUACAUUUAGCAACUGAAUUGAUUCUUAAAUAAUAAUAAUAAAGGCUAACUACAGCA
Messenger RNA from Lingula anatina, 1427 nucleotides. Its product is annotated as phosphatidate cytidylyltransferase, mitochondrial. Gene Ontology annotation, molecular function: phosphatidate cytidylyltransferase activity. The record is from RefSeq and is a predicted model, not a curated record. NCBI's taxonomy places the organism in Eukaryota, Metazoa, Brachiopoda, Lingulata, Lingulida, Lingulidae. Gene Ontology annotation, cellular component: mitochondrion. Gene Ontology annotation, biological process: CDP-diacylglycerol biosynthetic process; cardiolipin biosynthetic process.